This is a messenger RNA of Lactuca saligna, 1351 nucleotides long. Lineage: Eukaryota; Viridiplantae; Streptophyta; Magnoliopsida; Asterales; Asteraceae. The record is from the annotation of a GenBank genome assembly.
AUGCCGGCGGUGUCUCAGUUGCAGGCGUUUCUUCCCACCGUUGCUGCAUCAAACGACAAUCACAGCCACUUCACGCCGGCGCUGUCUCCGUUGCCGCAGCCAAUAACUUCUAGACCACCACUUGUUUCCGUCGUCGGGAAAAAAUUUGGGAGAUAUGAUGUGGUGCGGGCGGUUAGGCGGCUGAUAGAUCAAUAUAUAGAAGGCUCUUGGAUAAGUUUUAAAGAAAUCCCUAAAGAAGUGAUCGAACAUAUUUGGAUUAAAUUCAAGACACUUUAUGAUUGGGAUUUUAGAGAGGAUGAAAAAGUUAGGGAAAACUUUGAGUUUAUCGUCCAAGAUCGAUACAGAGACCUCAUGGGUACAUUUAGGAAUAGAUCAGCAGAUAUGGCUAGAGCUGCUGGACAUGAUAUCUCACCGGAUAAUAAAGACUAUAAUAUCAUGCAAAAUUUUGUACCCAAUGGGAUGCAAUCUCAGAGGUGGAAGGAUUUGUGUAGGGAAUGGAACACGGAUGCGUGGCUGAAAAGAUCUGCAAGCGCGAAGAGUAACCGCAAUACCGCUGAUAGUGGUGGGAAAAUAGCAAGACAUACUGGGGGUAGUAUUAGUUAUGAUGAGCACCGCAUUAGAUUCAUAGCAAAAAAGGGACGACCACCCACAUUUUUGGAGUUGUUCUUGAUCACUCAUCUAGAUAAAACAUCAAAGAAGAAAUAUUUUGAUGGAGAUGUUGAGGGAAAGCAGUUUUGCACUGAGAGAGCAAGGGAAGCUUAUGAAGCGUACUCUCGAGCCUUGCUUGAGAAGUAUGGGGAUGAUUUGGUUGAUCACCCGAUUGAUGAUGCUGAAUUGUGGGCUAAAACCCAAAGGGAGAUAAGUGGUGCUUCGAGGAGUAGUUAUAUCUAUGGAGUUGGAUCUUCAGAUAUAAACUCUUUGUUCAAUGGGAAAUCAUCUGUUGGUGCGGGGUGUUCGUCGUCCUAUUGUGGGUCUCAACAGGAGGUUAAGGAGCUACGAAACCAACUUGAAAAUGUGGAGAGGGAAAGAGUUUUGAUGCAACAAAAACAAGAAAUGAUGGAACAACAAUUGGCUCAACUAAUGAGACGAUUUGGUAACCCUCCUGAAGACCGAUGUUAGUUUUGUUUGGAAUAUUUUAUUAAGCAUGUUGGUGAAGUACAAAAAUGUAAUUGUUUUGGUGAAGUAGUAGAUGGUAACUAUCAUCCGGAUGAAGUAUUGGUUUUGUGGAUAUUUAGUAAUUACUAUCAUGUUUGAGGUAUUGAAUAGUAGUUACCAUUUUGGAUUUAUAUUGAAUUAUUUGUGUUUGUUAUUAUUGUGGUUUAAAGUGCAUAUUUGAAGAAUUUGUAUUUGA